This is a messenger RNA of Bombyx mori (domestic silkworm), 3266 nucleotides long. It is a transcript of the gene Zasp66, whose product is annotated as PDZ and LIM domain protein 3. NCBI's taxonomy places the organism in Eukaryota, Metazoa, Arthropoda, Insecta, Lepidoptera, Bombycidae. The coding region runs from base 1561 to 2730 and encodes 389 amino acids. The record is from RefSeq and is a predicted model, not a curated record. Gene Ontology annotation, molecular function: muscle alpha-actinin binding; actin binding. The transcript has 12 exons. Gene Ontology annotation, cellular component: Z disc; filamentous actin; stress fiber. Gene Ontology annotation, biological process: actin cytoskeleton organization; muscle structure development.
GGUUGCGUUAUUAUUUUCUCUACACAGAUACUGGGUAUAUUGAAAGAGUUCCUGAUGACGAAUACAUGGUGAAUGGAGAUGACACGAUGACAUAGAAAAAAAAAUCUAAAUUCGUAAAUGAUUUUACAUAAUAUCACGUAAUGAAGCAAUGAAAAAUCAAUUGACGCGCGGGGUCAACGUUCUAUACGAUACAUGGGGCACGUCUGCCUACCUUCUCGCUACAUUGCGUAUUCACAAAGUAUUUAUGUGCAUUUACUAAAAUUACAUGCUUUUAUCACAAUUUUAUUACUGGUGGUAGGACCUCUUGUAAGUCCGCGCGGGUAGGUACCACCACCUUGCCUAUUUCUGCCGUGAAGCAGUAAUGCGUUUCGGUUUGAAGGGUGGGUCAGCCGUUGUAACUAUACUGAGAUCUUAGAACUUAUAUCUCAAGGUGGGUGGCGCAUUUACGUUGUAGAUGUCUAUGGGCUCCAGUAACCACUUUACACCAGGUGGACAGCGAGCUCGUCCACCCAUCUAAGCAAAAAAAAAAUCUAUAAUCGCAUCUAAAGUUUUCUUUAUCUUCCAUUUUUUCCCCGUUAAAUAUGAGCAGUAGUUCGUUUCCGAGUUCGUUGAUCCGUUAACAGGUCGUAUUCCAUUUCGAGAAAGCGGCACGACACGAAAGCCCUCUUGUCGUAGCUACCAGUAUCUACAUACCCGAUCCUGCGGACCGAAUGGUAAACAGUCAAAGUCGCCCUGAACAUGUCAUUUCGGAUCCUCCCGAUCCACUAACGGUGCUUUUAGGUACCUCAAGCACCGGUCAUCGUUCUCGUCGAACCCGUCGCUUGCGACGAAGGGCUCGGCGAGCAAAUUAACUCACACACACAACCCGCUGAGUCUCUCGCCGGAUCUUCUCAGCUGGUCGCGUUUCUGAUCCGGUGGUAGAUUCUGCGAAUCUAAUAUAAGCUUUCGGGGCUACUAGAAUAGGUAGGAAAAAAAUGUCGUAUAGUCAGGGGUUUUAAUUGAUCUUCAAUUGUUUUAGAAAGUCAUUUAUAAUUUUUGGUUUUUCCACAACAAGGUUGGUGGUUAAUAGUUUAUUGAAUGUCAUGGUUAUAUUCUCGAUACUAAUAAAAUAAUUUCAUAGUUUUUAUUUAAGUUCUAAGUAUCAACGAAUUUACGAAUCCAUUCAGUUUAUUUUGAAACUGAUGUUUAUCCAAUCGUACAGAUCUUUGAAUAACCUUCAGUGGUUCGUUACCCCGAAGCAUAACGUUCUGGAAUAGCGAACCAUCAUUCCAUGCACACAAUGCGGAAAAAAUACAGGGAGCAAUGAACCCCACAGUACUCUGGGCUUCAGUACGAAGCACUGGUGAUUCUCACAUUAGCCCAGAAACAGCUCGGCAGCCACCGCCUUGUAAAUCACUUGAAGACGACCCGUCGCACCGACGCCCGCUGCGAUCUCACGCGAAAAAUAGAUAAUUUCAUGUAGCUGAGAAUAAUUCGAGAUAAUCGGAAACUGCGCCAUAGUUUGUCGAGCGGCGGUCCGGCAGCCACGACGCUCUACGCCCUCUGAGUUAAAAGAAAACUAUGCCAAUGUAUCAGAGACCACCGUUCUGGCGGGUGCCACACCAACGCGUGGACCCUGAAGACGAGCCCAGGAACUUUGGUCAACGAAAGGUGACGCCAGGUACUCCGGCCGGCAGGGACUUAGUCCGUGGGGAUAUCAUCGCGAAGAUCGACGAUUAUGACGCACGUGACCUUCGACACGAGGACGCACAGAAUCUAUUCAAGAAUGCUCCAAAUCAGAUUAAAUUAGUCAUACAAAGGGGCGGUUCGAGUCCUCAUCUAUACUCUGUACCACGCACGACGGGCAGCUAUGUAGGCCGUGUGCCGACACCCACAUUUUAUCACGAGCUCGCCGAGGACGUGGAACGCGAAGGACUGAGAGGUUCAGGCACGCCACUAGCGCCACGUUCGCCCAUACCCAACGCAAGCGCCACACCAUUCAGGACUCCAAGCCCGUUGCCUCCGUCAUGGCGUGGUCCGGAAUCUCUGCCUCGCAGCACACCGGUGCCACCUUCGCAAUUCCAGCCACAACUGGACGGCGAAUACAGAACCUAUCUGCUGUCGCCUUCUUCCACGCGCACCGAUGAGACCAUCGAUGAGUCUAUUCAGAGUCAGCCGUACCGCACCACUCCUCUCGUGCUCCCGGGAGCUAAGGUCCGAAGGGAGCCUGGCCCCACAGAGAGUUACCUGCGUCAUCACCCCAACCCAGCAAUGAGGGCACCUCCUAACCACGACUACCGUGAUACCCUUAUGAAACAAAAGGUGGCAGAGUCGGUGCUGCAGCGAGUGGUUGGCGAAGAGGCACCUAAGGUGUUGCACAAGCAAUUCAACUCUCCAAUCAAUCUAUACUCGGAACAGAACAUUGCAAACUCUAUCAGGCAGCAAACUUCGCCUCUGCCCCCCAGGCCGGCCGCGCAGUACGACCCCGCCAAGUCCGAGACGUACCGCGCGCUGCAGGAGGACGGCCUGCCCGACGCCGCCACCGAACUCUCCGCGCCCGUCGCCACCAAGGUCUUCACAGCGCCGACCAGCAAGAGGCCAGCGCCUACACCGAAACCGACGAAGCAGUCCGACGCGAAACCGAAAGGAAAACAAACGACCUUCGUAAAUUCACUACACGAAGAACACAUUCAACAGUCGAAUUCAUUCAAACGCCUCAUGUUCAACGUACUUGGGGACACCGAAUUCUAAAGAUGCGACGCGUGACCUCCUUCAGCGCACUAACGACUGCUCGAUGUUCCUAAUUAUGCGGCAAUAAUACCAUUAACCACCAUAGUGCAGUUGUAGUAGCCUUGUCACACAACUCAUGGAACUCAUGUGUUGCUAGUUGACAAAAAAAAACCGGUCUUGCCAUCAUCUUAAAAUUUAAAUAACCGGGGAUAGGACGGUUACUGGAAUUUUAAUUAAAAUAAAUAAAUAAGACUAACAUUUUUAAUUUUAGAUAAAGCUAUUUUAAUUGUCUUGGCAGUGUGAAAUAUUUAUUAUUUUCGGUGGUUUUAAUCGUUUCUAAUACUCGAGUAUUAGUGAUAUAAUUUAUUAUUUACAUUAAGUAGAAGUAUGACGUUUAAAACUAAGUGUUGAGUUUUCUGUUUUGUACAGGAAAAUUACCAUUAUUUAUGUAUAAUUUAAGAAAUGUUGAGUGUACAGUCUAGUCACGGCGACCAGAGCUCCGGUCGUAUCUCACGAAAAUAUAUAACGAUCAUUCUUAAAUAAAUUAUUUUUAUUUA